UGUGGGUGCCGCCAUGGGGCCGGGCCGGCGGUCCCGGGGCUGGGCCCUCGGCGCCGCGGGGGAGCGGCCCCACGGGUGCGAGCAGUGCGGGAAGGCGUUCGCGCAGGCCAGCGCGCUGGCCAAGCACCGCCGUGUGCACACCGGGGAGAAGCCGUACCGCUGCUCGGUGUGCGCCAAAGCGUUCGCCCUCUCCUCGGGGCUGGUCCUCCACAAGCGCACGCACACCGGGGAGCGGCCGCACGGCUGCGCGCUCUGCGGCAAGGCGUUCAUCUCCUCCUCGCACCUCGCCCUGCACCUCCGCUCCCACACGGGCGAGCGCAAGUACGGGUGUCCCGCCUGCGGGAAGCUGUUCCUGCAGUCGUCCCACUUGGCGCGCCACAAAGCCAUCCACACCGGGGAGAGACGCUUCAAGUGCCAGGACUGCGGCAAGCUCUUCGGGCGCGCCUCGCACCUCGCCACGCACCGCCGGGUGCACACGGGCGAGCGGCCCUUCCAGUGCCCGCAGUGCGAGAAGGCUUUCACGCAGAAAGCUGGGCUGGUGCUCCACGUCCGCCUGCACACCGGGGAGCGGCCCUUCCAGUGUAACAAGUGCGGGAAGAACUUCCGCUCCUCCGCGCACCUCGUGUCGCACCAGCUCCUCGAGUCGGGCGAGAGGAACUUCGGGUGCUCCGCCUGCGGGAAGGCUUUCAAGCAGGCGGCGUCCCUCAAGCAGCACCUGAAGACGCACGAGGCGCGCGAGCCUCACCACUGCUCGGUCUGCAGCAGAGCCUUCUCCAGGUCCUCGUACCUCCAGCUCCACAUGAGGACGCACAGCGGGGAGCGGCCCUACCACUGUUUGCUUUGCAACCGGGCAUAUGCCAGGAUUUCUGCCUUUGAAAAACACUGUAAAAAGCACCAGCAGGAUGAGGAGAGGCCUGACGUUAGACCGAGGUCGAUGGCCACCAAGGCAAAAGCACUGGGUGAUAAUAAAAAGCAGGAGCAGAAACAGCAGCACCGAGAUGACGGCGCUGAGCAAGCUCACCAGGCUGACCCAAAGCAGGAGGUGGAAAGGCUGUAAAAUCACUGAAAAAAGACCUGUUCUUGGCCCUCCACAACAUGGCUCACAGGAGGUAGUGUCUGGUUUACUUCUUAUCAAAAGAAAAGGACGUGCUGCACCAGCGCAUGUUUCCAAGUGGAAUUCUUUCUAUGGUGCGAGGUUCAACGCAAACACAUCUGUGGAGCGCAGCAGAUGCAUAGGAGGCUGCUCAGGCUCCCUGCAGUCGUGUGCAGAACCCUCCGUGGUUACAGGGUGGUUCCAGCCUGUUCACAAGCCCCAGUGGUGGUGGUUCGUGUCAGCAACAUUUUCUGACACAGACUUCCAGGGGUUCCUGACCAAAGCACCUGCUUUAACUCACAUUGAAAGGGGGAUGCUUCUUUGCGUGCAGAAAUAAAUGAAGUUGUGAUCUCUCAAAUGAAGGCAGAGGUUUUGGAAGAGACAAGAGACAUGGCACAGAAAACAGAUUUGUACCAAGAGUGGAUUUAGGAAACAAGCAGGAAUUUAUCCUGCAAAACGUGGUUUGUUUCUAAAAGCACGGUACAUGGUGAGAAGAUGGCAUCUUUGAGCCUUUUUUGGUUUUCUCACUCUUAAUUACAACAAGAUGUUGUACUUAGCACCCAGAUAGUGCUGUCCAUGAAGUGCUUUUAAAGCACGGUGGGUUUUAUUGCCAGAGCACCUGUACUCACCUUUCUCAAAACUCAUGAAGAAAGGUGCCAAAAAUCUGUCAUUCAUCUUAAAUGGAAUGAGUUUGACAUUUGAAAUCCCAGCUUGUAGUAAAGGUGCAAAAAUUUAUUUAUUUACUUCUUUAUACCUGAUCUUUUGGGAAUGUGAAAUGUAGUAACAAGGGAAUUCUGAGCCCUUCACUGUCACCGUGCUGAGGGAAUGAGGCAAGAUGCCACAAAAGGGUUGCUGUCCAAGUGGAAUGUUUCGGAUUUAUUCUAGGGCGUGAGAUUGGGCUCUGUUGAGUACUAAGUGACUUUGCAAACAUUACCAAAACUGCUGUUAUUGCAGCCAGUGUUCCUUGUGAGCCAGCACUUUGUACUGGCUUUUUGUAAGCUCCGUACAGUAGCAACACUACUCUGAGGCUACUUUACGCCUUUAUUUAUUGCUUGUUGUUACCCGGGAAAUAGCAGGAAAAAAGGAAGCACUGGGUGAGUUCAUUUGAAGUGCACAUUCCUAAUUGUCUGUUCCAUGUCCCCGAUUCUCUGUACCAAGUCCCUGAUUAUUUUAAUGCUCUUUCCCUGCCUUUGUGUGAAAACAUGUAUUACGCACUUUAAGGCUCUUUUUGAGAGGCUUCUGGGUUUGGUUUCUAGAGCACAUUUACAACUCUGUUUUAAGGCCAAAAAAUGAAUUUUCUGAAAGCUUGCACAUAUAAAGUGUUGCAGUGUAUCAGGCCAGAAACCAUGUCAGUAGAUGACAGAGCUGAGUUACAUCUAAGAACUGAUUUACAGCUAACACAACUGCAUUAGGUAAUUCUCUUAAGUUUUUGCACUUCAGGAUUUACUCGAUGCUGGUAUACUAAGGUAUAACUGUUAUUGUUGAACUGGUGUUUCUGUUCAGCUGGUGAAUAUACUUUAGAUAUUUCCAUGGUCAGGCAUUUCAGAUGAGAUGUUUCUAAGGCGGAGUUUCUUGUCAUGACAAAUUCUAAUGUAAAGUUUUGCUACAGUCUUUAAAUUCUCUUUGGUGAUCAGUUGUGUUGUUUAGGAGGAACUGGCCACACUGGGGUUUAUCUCCAGUUCAGUUAUGCCAGUGCCAUAUAUAAGCAGAUUUCUAUCUUUUUAUUUCAAUACAUGUUAUUAAAAUAAUAUACACCA
Molecule: messenger RNA, 2850 nt
Organism: Strigops habroptila (Kakapo)
Lineage: Eukaryota; Metazoa; Chordata; Aves; Psittaciformes; Psittacidae
Product: zinc finger protein 239-like
Exons: 1
Coding region: 14-1057 (347 amino acids)
Biological process (GO): regulation of transcription by RNA polymerase II
Cellular component (GO): nucleus
Molecular function (GO): DNA-binding transcription activator activity, RNA polymerase II-specific; RNA polymerase II cis-regulatory region sequence-specific DNA binding
Source: RefSeq, a predicted model, not a curated record